Molecule: messenger RNA, 5581 nt
Organism: Moneuplotes crassus
Lineage: Eukaryota; Ciliophora; Spirotrichea; Euplotida; Euplotidae
Source: the annotation of a GenBank genome assembly
UAAAAUGUCAGGACUUUUUGGAAAAAGCUCAGGAGGCGGAGGCCUCUUUGGAGGACAAAGCAAGCCAACCGGAGGCGGUCUUUUUGGAGGCCAAAGCAAACCAACCGGAGGAGGUCUCUUCGGAGGACAGAGUACUUCAGGAGGCGGAGGUGGCCUCUUUGGCGGAUCAAGCACAAGUGGCGGCUCAGGAUUUGGAUCAAGUACCUCAACCGGAGGUGGAGGCCUUUUUGGAGGACAGAGUAAACCAACAGGUGGAGGACUUUUUGGAUCAAGCUCAACCUCAACCUCAGGAGGAGGAAUGAUGGGAUCAAGCACUGGAACAGGAGGUGGAGGUCUCUUUGGAUCAAAAACAACAACUUCAGGAGGUGGGGGUCUCUUUGGCUCUAAACCUCAAACUACAGGAACAUCAUCCUUCGGAGGAGGCUCAUCUGGAGGUGGACUCUUUGGAAGAAGCGGAGGUGGAAUGGGAACCCAAGGUAAAUCCACUUUCUUCGGCGGUGGAUCAUCAUUUGGAGGAGCCUCGUCUAGUGGAUUCGGCUCCUCUGGAGGUGGCGGAAGCGGAUUUGGCUCUAGUGGAUCUGCAUUCGGUGGAGGAUCUCAACAAGCAAAUCUUGCAGAAGGAACUAUUAAUGUUCACUUUACUGAAUAUAAAGAUAAGGAUCAUGGCUCUGAUAACAAGAGCAGUAUCAGUCUCCACUCUCUUACUGCCCAACCUGCAUUCAAUUCGUUAUCCUUGGAGGAGUUACGAGCUGCCGAUUAUCUAUUAAAGAAACAAGGAAAAGCUAAUUUUCCUAUAGGUGCUCAACCAGCCCAGAAAAGUGCUGGAACUCCUUCUUUUGGAGGUAGCAGUAGUGGCGGUGGAGGCCUCUUUGGUGGGGGAAGUAAAUCUAGCAAUCCAUUUGGAGGUUCAACUACUCAGACCACAGGCGGAACUAGCACAGGUGGGUUAUUUGGAGCAUCAAAAACCUCUACAGGGUUCGGUUCAAAACCAUCUGGAGGAGGACUUUUUGGAAGCUCAACUACUAGCUCUACUACUACUAGCGGCUUUGGAGCAUCAAAGCCAUCAACUGGAGGAGGUCUAUUCGGAAGUAGUUCAUCUAGUGGAUUUGGACAGAAGCCAGCAGGGACUGCUGGAGGAGGGUUGUUUGGAUCAACAGCCUCAAAGCCAGCCGGAACUGGAUUAUUUGGAGGAGGAGGAGCCUCAACAACAGCCAAACCAGCAUUAUUUGGACAGUCUUCUGGAGGAGCUAAGACAGGGCUGUUUGGAUCAUCCACAGGUACAUCUGGAUUCGGAGCUAAAACAACUACAGGAUUUGCAAGUAAUACUGCAAAGCCAGGAUUAUUUGGUAGCUCAUCAGGAACAACUGGUGGUGGUCUCUUUAACAAGCCAUCAGGCUUUGGAUCUUCAACAACUGGAACUACAGGAUCUGCAUUUGGAACAUCCUUCGGAUCUUCGGCUCCUCAACAGACAGCUCAACCUCCAGUCGACCAACAAUAUGCUGAGAUCUUUGCUUCUCUUAAUCAAGACCCAUAUGGGACAAAAGGACUUGAAGAAACUUUGAAAUUACACUCUGUUGAUGCUGACAAGCAAGCUAUUCUUAGUAAAAUUGUUGGACAAGUCAUUAGCUACAAAGAUCAACAAAAAUCCAGCAAGACUACAAUUAGCAGCUCAAGAUUCGAAGAGAACGAGUUCUUUAAUAGCUCUUCAGCAGAUGCUCCAAUUUCACUAAAAUUUAGUAACAAGUCUAAGAUUCAUUUCACAGGAUCUUUCAAGAGCCAAGAGAACCCUUACUUGUCAAGCAAGUCAAACUCCCAAAGCAAGAGGAAGGAUUAUGAAGCUACUUCAAGACAGAUGGAGUAUGAGAGAGCUAAAAAUGAACACGACUAUCUAAGAGAAGCUAGCAAAUUUAUCUCAAAAGCUACUAAGAAAGACAAUGUCCAAACCAGAGUUCCAGAAGUAAGAUCAUUUGAGACUUCAAAAGAGCCUAUCAUCAGGAAGAACAUUAAUGAGACUCAACUUUCUGGACCAAACUCAGUCAAUGUCAAGGUCAAUGUAUUCAUUGAAGAUAGAGAGACCCAGAUUUUAGUCACUAUUCAUAAGUCCAGAACUAUUAAAGAGCUGAUCGAACUCUGUACUCAAAAGAUUGGAUUCACCAGUGAAGCUGAUUUAAUGAAGAUCGUACAUAAAUCAAGGAUCUUAAAUGAAAGCAACACUGUUGAAGAGUCUGAUAUUCAGAAUAAUAUGGCUCUUGACCUACUAAUUCAGGAGAAACAGACUCCAGGAGGGCCAGGUCAUACCCAGACAGCCACUGGGGAAGGAAAGACUAGAGAUUACGUAUCUUUUGGUAAUGAAAAAUUCACUGAAAAAGAGAAACUCCCAAUUCAGAAAAACAUCAGUUAUACUUUGAUCCCAGAUCUAAUCGAGAUGGCAAGAAUGACAGAGUAUGAACUAAUGAAUAUUAAAGAUCUCACCAUCGAGAAUCAAUAUGGAAGGAUUACUUGGGUUGGAAGAACAGAUGCAAGAGAGAUCAAUUUCGACCAACUUGUUGAAAUUGCACCAUUUGCUGCAACUGUGUAUCCUCCAGAAAUUGAAGCUAAAAACUUGAAGCCCCCAGUUGGAAAUGGACUAAACAAGCCAGCUAUCAUCUCUCUGUUUAAUAUUAAGCAGCCAAGAAAUGAUAAGAAAACUCCAGAAGCAUUUGAGAACAACCUUAGAGAAAGAACAGCUACUAUGGAAGAUUGUGAAUUCAUCAAAUAUGAGAAAGAUGAAGGAAUUCUUACCUUUAGAGUUGAGCAUUUCACAAGAUACGACUUUGCACCCAUCAACAACCAAAAUAGCCAAUUUGAGAGUGAAGAAGAAAGAGCUGAAGAAACUAAGGAGGUCAUGGAGCCUUCCUCAAUGGAGGUUGGCACCGGAAGAUUCUCUUUUGGCCAAAACCAGCCAGUCAGAAGAACUUUCAGACAUACUGAAGAACAAAAAGACAUUGAUGUUGAUGUCGAAGAGGAGGAAGAAGACUCAAGAAUGAGUGAAGAGGAAUCUGAAAGGGAGAGACAUAGAAGCUACAGAAAUGCAGACAACUUCUUGCAUGACAUUAAUGAAGAAUCAGAGAGUCGCUCUUCAAAAAUAGAAAUUGAACCAAAGCAACAAACUUCAUCUAAGAAAGAAUCAAAGAUUAACUUUGGAUACAUCUAUGAGAAGAAGUUUGAGGAACAUAAGCCUGAAGAAGACCUCGAAUAUGAACAAGAAGAAGAGGAGGAAGAAUACCAGGAAGAUGAGCAAUGUUUCCUUUCAACUGAUGAUAUCAGAAACAAGAUUAAGCAAAGGAAAUUAGAGAUAACAAAAUCAAUGGAAAACUUUAGCAAGAAGAGAGUUGUUGAAAGAGAAAGAAUCAACCCUGGGAACUUAGUCAAAACUUCUACCAAUAGUGGAGCUCACAACAAGCUGCUGUACAUGAAGAAGCUCAAAGCAGUUAAUGCUGUACUUGGAGUUGCUCAAAUGAAGUAUUACUAUGAUGAAGAAGAGGACACAGAAAGAGGGAAUAAUCCAGAGAAGGAUAGAAAGGCUAGGAAUUGCCACUAUGAAAACAUCCUACAAAAUCACAUGAAGUUUAGUAAGAUCUAUGGAAAGUAUCAAAAAGAAUCACUAGAGAGCAGGUUUAAUUCUCUUGAUAUCAGACCAGGAGGUAGACCAGCUGCAAAAGCUCAAGCCUAUGGAGACUUACCUAUCAUUGAUCCACCUACAGAGCCUUGAGAAUUUACAGAUAUGUGGUAUGAAAUUUUGAGAAGCAGCAGAGAGCUUCUUGCUCCAAGUAAUAUCCUCUCAGAGUACUUGAAAAUAGAUAUCGAGAAAGAUUGAGAGACCUUCACUUUGCUAAACGCUCUCUUUGGAAAUGCAUUUAUUGAUCUGUCCAGAUAUAUGGGAAAUCCUGGAUACCUUAAUCGCACAAAGAUGGAUAAGUACAGAUCUCUGAAGGUAAAAGAGGCCAAUAUUGAGAAAGCUAGGAACAACCUUAUGAGUAAUUGGCUAAAGUAUGUAACUAAUAAGGAAGUUGAGACUCGUCUAAACUCUGAAAACCUGACUUCUUCAGAACGAGCUGGACUCAGCCUGUACACUGGUGAUAAGAUCUCUGCUAGUGAGAAUCUGAUCAACACUUCUAAAGAAAGUGAAGGUGUUUACAAUAAUAGCUCACUAAACGAGGAUAAUAAAGGGUUGCAAGAAAACUAUCACUGCAAUAAUACAGUAUCUUGGAAAUGUAAUCUUGCUAAGUUCUUCUGGGAGCACUGAGAUUGAGAUAUUACGAAAGCAUACAACCACCUUCUUAAUAUGGCUGCUGCUAAUGACCAUGAGGAGGAUGGCUCAUCCAAAAAUCUAGUCUUAGAAAAAGAUGACCCACUAAUGUGCGAAAUCCUAGGAGUCUACUGCAAUCUAGACAGAGUUGACUACUCUAUCUUCAGAGAAAGAGGCAUUGACAUCCAAAAUUCAUGUGUCAGAAGAACUAUGUGGAGCCUUAUCACCUGCCUUAAGAAGCUUAAUGCUUUCCUUAUCAGAGAAGAGCAAAUUGCAGGAAUUGAUGUUGAUAGCAGAACUAGGUUCAGUGAGAUUAUAGAAUCAAUCUACCCAAGAAUCACCUUUGAAUAUGCCCAUGAGCUUGAAACCUUAGGACUGUGGAAAUGGGCAAUCUUUGUGAUACUUCAUCUUGAUAAUUCAUCCCAGAAAUCUAAAUAUAUAAGAGAUAUUUUACUAAAAUAUGCGGGAGAAGAGCAAGACUUGACCUUUCUCAGAGACAACCUCAAAAUUCCAGAAUACUACAUGCAUGAAGCAAAGGCAACUUAUUACCAGGCUAAGGGAGAAUAUGCUGAAGCCUUUAGUCACUGGCUUGAGUGAGAAUCCUCUGUCAAAAAUCCCUCAAUGGCAAGAUAUGAAGUUGGUGAAAACAAUAGGAUUGAUUUGAGAAGACUAAGCUCAAGUAAUCUCUCUUUUUAUAAGAAAGCUCACGAUUUGUUGAUGACUCAGGUUAUCAUCUCUUCUGAAUCCUUACCUCAGAAGUUCUCUGAUCUCCAGUUGAUGAUAGAAAAAUUAGAGAAAAAUAAAGAGUAUAUCUCUAACUGGGAAAAUAACGGAAGAAUUCUCUAUGAAUUCCUUAGACUUAGAGCUGAUUCUAUUGGAUAUCUCUCAACCUUCUUCGAUAACUAUGGUGAAUACGCACCUGUUGAAGAGCAAUGGAAAAAUAGCAAUACUCAAGAGGAAAUCACUAAGCUCCAAGCAAGACUCUCUGCACUUGUAAAAAGCUUUGAAAACUUCUGCCAAUUUGAAGUUUCUCAGAAAAUGACCUCAAUGAAGACAGAGCUUAAGAGAAUCCUUCUUGACUGGGAUACAAAGUUCAAGAUCAUCAAUGCUAAACUCAACGACAAUCAUAUUAACCUUUCGUUCCCUAACGAUUUGCUACUUGACAGUCAAGACUUGAAUAUCUGUGAUAAGAAGAAUGCACUGGAUAAAUGUGUGAAUGUUUCUCUCUCAGAAUAUCUGAGCGCAAAAUAAUCUACUCUUAAAGUUAUUACUACUAAAUAUUCAAACCCUCUA